Mytilinidion resinicola is the source of this 690-nucleotide messenger RNA. Its product is annotated as thioredoxin-like protein. Gene Ontology annotation, molecular function: oxidoreductase activity. NCBI's taxonomy places the organism in Eukaryota, Fungi, Ascomycota, Dothideomycetes, Mytilinidiales, Mytilinidiaceae. The record is from RefSeq and is a predicted model, not a curated record. Bases 1 to 690 code for a protein of 229 amino acids. The transcript is spliced from 2 exons.
AUGACCAACUUCGACAUCAAGAUCGUGUCAGACACAGUGUGCCCCUGGUGUUACGUAGGAAAGAAGAGACUUGAGAAGGGCAUCGAACUCUACAAAGCCGCCCAUCCCGACUCCAACGACACAUUCUCCACGACAUGGUACCCGUUUUACCUGGUACCAGACGCCCCCAAACAGGGAAUCGACAAGCAGCAAUACUACCUUAGUAAGUUCGGCGCGGGCCGCACGCAGAUGAUGUUCCAGCGACUUGCGCAGCUUGGCCAGAGUGACGGCAUCGCCUUCAAGUUCGGCGGCAGGACAGGUAACACGCGCGACUCGCACCGCCUGAUUCAACUCGGCAAGACCAAGUCUCCAGCUGUACAGACGAGGGUCAUCGAGGAGCUGUUUGCGGCAUACUUUGAGAACGAGAAGGACAUCACUUCUCACGAGACUUUACUCGAGGCAGGCACCAAAGCCGGACUGGACGCGGCCGAAGUGAAGGCAUGGUUGGAGAGCGGGAAAGGAGGGCCUGAGGUCGAUCGAGAGGUGCAGGACGCCUACGAGCACUCCAUUUCCGGCGUGCCCAACUUCACGAUCCAGGAUCGAUUCGAGAUUGGCGGAGCGCAGGAGCCGUCAGCAUUCGUGCAGCUGUUUGAGCGGAUCAAGAAGCAGGAUGGGGGUUCUCUGAAGAGUCAGUCUGGCGAGACUUGCUGA